Messenger RNA from Penicillium samsonianum, 690 nucleotides. Its product is annotated as p24 family protein. The transcript is spliced from 3 exons. The record is from RefSeq and is a predicted model, not a curated record. Gene Ontology annotation, cellular component: COPII-coated ER to Golgi transport vesicle; endoplasmic reticulum; Golgi apparatus. Lineage: Eukaryota; Fungi; Ascomycota; Eurotiomycetes; Eurotiales; Aspergillaceae. The coding region runs from base 1 to 690 and encodes 229 amino acids. Gene Ontology annotation, biological process: endoplasmic reticulum to Golgi vesicle-mediated transport; Golgi organization; intracellular protein transport.
AUGGUUUUCUCUGCGACAUCCUCGUCAUGGCUGGCGUCAGCAUUGACUCUCCUCUCCUUCUUUUCUCUCCUCCUCCCAACUAAUGCCCUGUACUUCUACAUGGAGGGCCGGCAAACAAAGUGCUUCUUCGAGGACCUCCCCAAGGAUACUCUGGUGGCCGGCCGUUUCGAGACAGAAAUUAUCAACCCCCAGAGCGGCACCUACGCGAUCGACCAUACCUUGAAGAUGCACAUCACCGUCGAGGAAACCUUCGACAAUGACCACCGCGUUGUGUCCAAGCGGGACAGCCACUCUGGUCGCUUCCACUUCUCCGCCGCAGAUGCCGGCCAGCACAGAGUCUGCUUCACACCUGAGACGGAUGUCACCUCCGGCUGGUUGUCCAACUCGCCGGGCGCCGUCAAGCUCACCGUCGACAUUGCCAUUGGUGAGACCAGCAAGAUUGAGACUGAGGACAAGGACAAAAUCAAGGAUAUCGUGCAGCGGGUUAAGGAUCUGAAUGGCCGGUUGCACGAUAUCCGUCGUGAGCAGGUGUACCAGCGGGAACGUGAGUCUGAAUUCCGUGACCAGUCUGAGACUACCAACUCGCGUGUCGUGCGCUGGACUCUUAUCCAGCUCGCCGUUUUGUCCGCCGCAUGCGCCUGGCAGCUCUCGCACCUGCGGUCAUUCUUCAUCAAGCAGAAGUUGACUUAG